Molecule: messenger RNA, 363 nt
Organism: Meloidogyne enterolobii
Lineage: Eukaryota; Metazoa; Nematoda; Chromadorea; Rhabditida; Meloidogynidae
Source: the annotation of a GenBank genome assembly
AUGUUUAGCUUCCCUUUUGAUCAACAAAAAUGUUUUCUUACAUUCGAAUCCUUCAAUUACAAUAUAGGUGAAGUUCGUAUGGAAUGGAAAGAUUCAUAUCCGGUCAUGUUGCUCAAAUCAAUAGAACUGCCUGAUUUUGUGUUGAUUAAUUUUAGUGUGAUUGCGAUUGAACAGAUAUACCCGGCUGGCUGGUGGGAUGAACUUACUGUUGCCUUUGUUUUCAAACGCCGUUAUGGUUGUGCUAUUCCUGCUCGCACAAUGUUAGGCGUCAAUGCCUUAUUGGGUUGUUUUAUAAAAUUUUUAUUUAUCUAUUCUUAUCUCAGCCAUGACUUUUCAAUUCGGCAACAUUAUUCGGCAUUUUAA